Messenger RNA from Trichogramma pretiosum, 3101 nucleotides. RefSeq names its product eukaryotic translation initiation factor 3 subunit C-like. The transcript has 11 exons. Gene Ontology annotation, biological process: translational initiation. Bases 390 to 3035 code for a protein of 881 amino acids. NCBI's taxonomy places the organism in Eukaryota, Metazoa, Arthropoda, Insecta, Hymenoptera, Trichogrammatidae. The record is from RefSeq and is a predicted model, not a curated record. Gene Ontology annotation, molecular function: translation initiation factor binding; translation initiation factor activity; RNA binding. Gene Ontology annotation, cellular component: eukaryotic translation initiation factor 3 complex.
AGAAAGUUCGCCGCCAUGCGAUUGUUGUUGAUUUGUUUAUAUGUAUGAUUAUAGCGCGGCGCAAUGUUUACAAAUUCAAAUGUUUCACAGCUAUGGAUGUCUUUGGACGGGUGGAAGGCUUGCUGAUUAAAAAUUGCCAAUUUCAAUUGAACUUUGUUCUAAUAUUUUUGGCUGGAUCAGCGCCCCCUUUGUAUACACACCCUUCCAUCGACCAUGAUGGAUUGUUUGAUGAUCCGGCACCCAAGCGGUUGCGGAGCCUCCACCUUUAACCUAGAUCUGCGGUGCAUCCGCAGACGUGUGUUUUGCCGAAAUUACAUGCGACGCGUCCAAAGCUGGCAUAAUUUUGUGAAAAAUUAUAAAUAAGAAAGGAUAUAGACAAGCUGCAAAACAUGAGUCGUUUUUUCGCAACUGGCUCGGAUUCGGAGUCUGACAGCUCGUCCGAGGAGGAGCAGGUUCAACGCGCGCCGGCGGCAGCUUUUACCUACAGCGACGAAGAAGAAGAAACCAAGCGGGUGGUCAGAUCCACCAAAGAAAAAAAGUAUCAACAUAUUACGAAUUUGAUCAAGUUGAUCAGAAAUCAAAAGAAAAUCAAGGAUAUCAAUCCCAUGCUGAGUACUUUUGAAGAUUUGACUAAAGCGUACAGUAAGGCAUUGACUGUCAUUAACAAAGAAGAAAAUGGAAAGACUCCAGUUUUUUAUCUGCGUAUCUUGGUUGAGAUUGAUGAUUUCAUUAAGGAAGUUUGGGAAGACAGAGAAGGGCGUAAAAAUAUGUCAAAAACAAACUCUAAGGCAUUGACAUCUUUGCGCCAGAAGCUAAGAAAAUAUAUCAAAGAGUAUUUUGAAAAGGAAAUUGAAACAUUUAGGGAAAAUCCACUGGAUGAUGAUGAGGAAGAAUUUAAAGAUGAAGCAGAAUCUGAAGACAAUGAUGAUCAAGCAGCAGAUUUCAAGAAGCAGGAACCCAUUCCAGAUGCUUCUAAAUUCAAGAAAGGAGCUGUUGAUGAUGAUGGUAGUGAUAGUGACUCAGAUUGGGGUAGCAGUUCAGAUGAUGAGAGUUCUAGCAGCUCAGGUGAUGAUAAACCAGUGGCUGGACCUGAUUAUUUCAGAAAAACAGCACAAAAAGAUGGAGACGAAGAACAGAAACAAAUAAGAAAAGAGCAUCGUAAAGACCGAAAAGAAAAAGAUAGAAGACACAAACGUGAAGAAGAUGAUGGAGAAGGAGAAUGGGAGACUGUUAAAGGAGGAGUUGCCAUUCCAUCUGAGAAACCUAAAAUGUUUGCUAAAGAUGAAGAAAUCAAUACAGUUGCUGUCUUGAAAAAGUUGAAUGAAAUUAUAGCUGCUCGUGGAAAAAAAAGGACUGACAGGAGGGAACAGAUUGAGUUGUUGCAUGAGCUGCAAGCAAUUGCUGAAAAUCAUAAUCUUACUGCUGCAUUAGUAAAGAUAAAGUUUUGCAUUGUCUCAUCUAUCUUUGAUUACAACCCAAAAGUAUCCGAUGCAAUGAAACCAGAAUAUUGGUCAAAACUUUUAGUGCGAAUUACGGAAAUGUUGAAUCUGCUCUUGAGUACAACUGACAUCGUCAUUGCUGAGUCUAUUGGAGAAGAUGAAGAGGAAUAUGAGAAAGCACCUUUUAAAUUGCAUGGCUGCGUACUCACUUUGGUGGAAAGAUUAGAUGAGGAAUUCAUUAAGCUUCUAAAAGAAUGUGAUCCUCAUAGUAAUGAAUAUGUUGAAAGACUCAAGGAUGAAAAACAAGUAUGUGCUACUAUUGACAAAGUUCAAGAAUAUCUUGAAAGACAAGGAUCCGUGUCAGAGCUCUGCCGCAUUUACAUUCGUAAAAUAGAACAUUUGUAUUACAAAUUCGACCCAAAUGUUUUGAAGCAAAAAGACGGUGAAAUCGGAGACGACGUCGUCACCGCAGUCCAAGUGAUGGACAAGAUGUGCAAGUACAUCUACUCGCGCGACGAGACCAAUCGCAUCAGGACCCGAGCCAUGCUGUCCCACGUCUAUCAUCACGCCCUGCACGACAACUGGUUCAAGGCCCGCGACCUGUUCCUCAUGUCGCAUCUGCAGGAGACCAUUCAUCACUCCGAUCCUUCCACGCAGAUCCUGUACAAUCGGGCCGUCGCCCAUCUCGGCCUGUGCGCGUUCCGUCACGCCAACAUCAAGGACGCCCACGCCUGCCUGCUGGACCUGAUGAUGACCGGCAAGGUCAAGGAGGUGCUGGCCCAGGGUCUGCUGCCGCAGAGGCAGCACGAGCGCAGCAAGGAGCAGGAGAAGAUCGAGAAGCAGCGUCAGAUGCCGUUCCACAUGCACAUCAAUUUGGAGCUGCUGGAGUGCGUGUAUCUCGUCUCGGCGAUGCUCAUCGAGAUCCCGUACAUGGCCGCUCACGAAUUCGACGCCAGGAGAAGAAUGAUCUCCAAGACUUUCUAUCAGCAGCUACGAUCGAGCGAGCGCCAGUCUUUGGUUGGUCCUCCGGAAUCCAUGAGGGAGCACGUUGUGGCCGCUUCCAAGGCCAUGCGCAACGGCAACUGGACCGCCUGUAACAACUACAUUAUCAAUGAAAAAAUGAAUGCCAAGGUUUGGGAUUUAUUUUAUCAAGCUGACAAGGUGAGGGCUAUGCUCUCCAAACUUAUCAAAAAGGAGGCUUUGAGGACGUACCUGUUCACUUACUCACACGUAUACGAUUCAAUAUCGAUGCAAACUUUGGCUGAAUUGUAUGAGUUACCGAAACCAGAAGUUCAUAUGGUUAUCAGUAAAAUGAUCAUCAACGAGGAACUAAUGGCUUCUUUGGAUGAUCCGACGCAGACGGUCGUUAUGCAUCGUAGCGAGCCGAGUCGUUUGCAGUCAUUGGCUUUGCAACUCACCGAUAAAGUCAACAAUUUCGUUGAUUCCAACGAGCGAAUAUUUGAAACGAAGCAAGGAAACUUCUUCCGAAAUCAAGGAAACUAUCGCAACUUUAAUAGACAAGAUUGGGGAGGACGUCAGAGACGCGAUCGCGAUCGCGAUCGUAAUCGCGGCGAUGACAAUAGAAAUAACCAUUAAUUUUUAAUACAUUGACUCUUACUUUUUGUGAGUUAAUUUAGGAGUGGUUCCAUUGAUAGUAAAAUA